Molecule: messenger RNA, 3362 nt
Organism: Gopherus evgoodei (Goodes thornscrub tortoise)
Lineage: Eukaryota; Metazoa; Chordata; Testudines; Testudinidae
Product: transcription initiation factor TFIID subunit 4-like
Exons: 15
Coding region: 39-3347 (1102 amino acids)
Biological process (GO): transcription initiation at RNA polymerase II promoter; DNA-templated transcription
Cellular component (GO): transcription factor TFIID complex
Molecular function (GO): RNA polymerase II general transcription initiation factor activity; DNA binding; protein heterodimerization activity
Source: RefSeq, a predicted model, not a curated record
CAUGUGAGCUGAGCGGCCGGCUCUCAGCUCGUCGCAAGAUGGCGGCGGGCGCCCCGGACCCCCUGGAAGAUAUGCUGCUCUUCUCCGAAGAGGUGGACGAGAAGGCGGUCAGCGACCUGGUGGGCUCCCUGGAAUCACAGCUGGCCGGCGGGCGGGGCUCCGCCGAGGGGGGCUCCCCUCACAGCAGUCCCCCAUCCCACCGGCAGCAAGAACACCAGGGGAGCCUGGUGGAGGGCGGCAGCCCGGUCCAGCAACAGCAGCAAGGGCAUCCUGCUCCUCCUCAUUUCCCCGGGGCAGGGGAGGCAGCCAGGUGUCCAAGUGCCGUGGACACCCCACCCCCCGCCCAGGGGGCACCCCCAGCCUUGCCCCCGCCAGCGGCGGCGGCCGGGAGGGCAGCGAGUGUAAACAGUAGUAGCAUGCAGCAAUCACAUGGAGCAGCUCCUUGCAGCAGCAGCAGCCCGAGUGUACCUGCUACCCCUGCCCCACUGCAGUCCGCUGCCCCACCUCCGCCUGUUGGCGCCCCAACCCAGCCUGUCAACAGCCACGUGGAUGCCAAUGCCGCUGCUGGCAGUGGUGCCCGGGAAAUGGAGAGCCCCAGACCUGGGUGUAGUUCUCCGGCAGCAGCCGCUGGUGCGAUGGACAGUGUGUUGCUGCAUAACUCCGAGGCCGCCACUGCUGGAGAGUUGCCCGAGGCUGCCGGUGCUGUCACUCCAGUAGCAGCAGCCGCAGCAAGUCGGGAACUUGCAAAGGCGGUAAUGCUGGGUAGUACAGCUGCUGCUGCUCCUCCUCCUCCUGUUCUCUCUCUUCUCCAGGGACCUGUGCUGCAUACUGUUCCUCCUGCAGCACACAGUGGGAAUGGCACUUCUUCCAGCGAUCCUGUGGUUGUCACUCAGAGUCUAAAGGCUGGUUGUGCCCCAGCAGCAAUAACACAAGUUGUCAACCAUCAGAAUCCGGCUGUCAGCCACAGCAAACCAGACUCCUCCACAGCACAGACUAAAUUUCUCACACACAAUCCUGCAGUAAAUGCACUCAGUAACUCUACCAGUUCUGUUCCUACAAUGAACAUUGUUACCCAUCCAGCCCAAAAUUCAGUAGCCAACUGUGCCCCUGUAGUGUCCAGUCCGAUCACUCUCACUGCUAUUUCUAAACCUGCAGUUAAUAUUGUAGGACCACCUGGCUCUGCUGUUGGUAUAGCCAAAUCAGCCACUGCUAUACCUGUUGUCUCUGCAGUCCCCCAGUCGUCACCCAGACCUGCAGUGGGCACUGCUCAGAGAAUAGUUGCCCCACAAUUGAUUGUUAGACCGCCUCAGCAGACUACAAUCCAGUUGCCUCCAGGUUUUACUAUACCACCUGGUAUGGUCUUGGUGCGCACAGAAGCUGGACAGCUUGUAAUGGUACCUCAGCAGGUUUUAGCCCAGGCUCAAGUACAAGCUCAAGUACGAACACAAGGGCAAGGUCCUGCCAGCAUCUCACCCAGGCUUUCAGUGCCCACAAGUGGUCCAGUUUUUCAUUUAACAACAACCCAGCAACCUACUUCUGUAGCCGCAUCUGCUGUCCACCUGGGACUUCCAGUGCAAGCCAAAGUUGUACAAUCAACUGCUACACCAGUUAGUGCUACAUCUACUGCAACCUUACCUGGAGGCUCCACUCUGUCACACACUACAGUAUCAGUAGCUACCACAAGUUAUCAGAGUUUAAUUAAAACAACAGCAGCAACUGGAACCCCAGCAACUCAACAACCUACAGUAAUUUUUGGAGGACAAACUCAAACCCCAGCACAAGGUCAUCCACGGUUGCCACUUCCACCUCAUACGACAGCACAAGUACCAGCACAGCCCCAGGUCAUACCUAGCUCUCCUGUACCAGGGACUACAGUUGUAUCACAGGAAAUGCAAGAGAAUGUGAAGAAAUGCAAAAACUUUUUAGCUACCCUGAUAAAACUUGCUUCCCAUAAUUCACCUUCUCCAGAAACAUCCCGUAAUGUGAAAGCUCUGGUUCAGGAUUUGCUGGAUGCAAAGAUUGAUCCAGAAGAAUUUACAGGCUGCCUUCAGUCAGAGCUGAAAUCAUCUCCUCAGCCAUAUCUAGUACCUUUCCUGAAGAAAAGUCUGCCGGCAUUGAGACAAUCUUUAUUGAAUAGCCAACAUUCGGUUUUGCAAGGACAGCCAUCUCAGCAGCCGCUUCAACAAACCAAGCUGUCACAAGUUAUACCUCAACCUGCCUCUGGAAGUAUUUCCUCUAAUGUCACAACUCAGACAGUAGGAAUAAGGCAACCAAACAGCAUUUGCACAUUUGUGUCAAAUACAGUUCAGCCUCCUCAGGUUAAACUAGUACAGUCAAAUCAGAGUUCUCAACUGAUUAUCCAGUCAACAUCUGCUCAAACUGUGAAACGAAACCCUGCUUGCCAGACUACCCAGAUUAGGAUGCCAGUGGUAAUAACUCAGACCAUUAGACCUCAAGGCACAGUAGGGAAGGCACCAACAAUACAAGCCAGCCAAAGUCCUGGGGGCUUUGGUGUUCAGGUCUCUGCAAAUCAGAAAAACAAGCUGAAUGACCCUGGAGGUGGAUCUUUCAGAGAUGACGAUGACAUCAAUGAUGUUGCCUCUAUGGCUGGAGUUAACCUUAAUGAAGAGAGUGCACGAAUUAUGGCAACCAACUCCGACUUGGUUGGAACCCAGAUACAAUCUUGUAAAGAUGAACCCUUUCUUGCUGCUAUCCCUUUACAUAAACGAAUACUAGAAAUGGCUAAAAAAUUAGGAAUUACAGAUGUGCCCGCUGAGGUGGUUACCUUUAUUUCCCAUGCAACACAAAACCGACUGAGAACCAUGAUAGAAAAAGUAACAAUGGUAACACAGCACCGAAUGGAAUUGCACAAAGAUGAUGAAUGGUAUGAACAGGCUACAGAUGUUCGAUCACAGCUGAAGUUUUUUGAACAGUUGGAGCGUUUAGAAAAGCAAAGAAAAGAUGAACAAGAGAGGGAAAUUUUGUUAAAGGCAGCCAAGAGUCGCUCAAGGCAAGAAGACCCAGAGCAAGCUAGGCUGAAACAAAAAGCAAAGGAGAUGCAGCAACAAGAACUAGCACAGAUGAGGCAGAGGGAUGCCAACCUAACUGCAUUGGCAGCUAUUGGUCCACGAAAUAAACGGAAGCUUGAUUCACCUGGCUUACUUACCAUAGGAAGAGAGGCUUUGGGCAUGACCAGUGGAGGUCAGGCUGGUUAUGGGGCCCCUUCAUCCAGACAGUAUACGCGACAGAAAAUAACUCGAGUGAACCUCAGGGACUUCAUCUUUUACAUGGAACAGGAAAGAGAAACUAGCCAUUCUCUCCUGCUCUACAGAGCUUUGCUUAAAUAAAGCCAAGAAUUGUAC